This is a messenger RNA of Hyaloscypha bicolor E, 937 nucleotides long. RefSeq lists its product as uncharacterized. Lineage: Eukaryota; Fungi; Ascomycota; Leotiomycetes; Helotiales; Hyaloscyphaceae. The record is from RefSeq and is a predicted model, not a curated record. Bases 42 to 605 code for a protein of 187 amino acids. The transcript has a single exon.
CUUUCUUCGCAGCUUGUAGCACAAAAUACGUACGUGUAUGGAUGGACGGAUUGCUGCUUCCAUGGACAAACACCUCUCGACGCCAAGUCAAGCCAGAUGCAGGGCCUGUGCAGAUUUGGGGCCCUGUUGUGAACUCUCCGACCUUCGGAACAGAGCAACGCCCCGAGUCGGCACGAAUACCAGAAGAGGGGGACUCUGAAUGCAGCCUGAUUUAUGGACAGUGUGUAUCACAGGACCAAAGGACCUUGGGUACAUAUUCGAAAUGCUUUCUAAACAUCCAACGAGAGAUGCUACCGAGUCCGCAAAUCUGGCUUCACUCUGUCUGCGAGAUCGCGCAAUUCAUCACCCCGGAUGCGCGGCACAAGAGAAUCAAGGCAUCAGGCGAUACCAGAAAAGCCUACCAACCUCGGUGCAAUCUAUGUUCUGCAUCAAGCCGUGUCGCAUCAAGUGAUGCACUUUCCAUUUCGAGGUCGAGGUUGGAGGACUUGCGCCAUCCGGUCCCUGAUAUUUUCAAUGCAGUAUUUUUUCAGCUUCUCCGAGCAUUCUCAAUCAAGCAAUUGCUAAUUUCUCGUUACUCAGCUCGUCUUAUGGCACCUUGCCUUUGAUCUUCGAGUAUCUCGACAGCCUCAUCACGCAAGAGACCCGUAGCUACUUCCUCAACGAAGUUGAUGGUUCGGAGUCAAACGAUCGCAUUCUAAUGAUUGGCUCAAUAAAUAACCUAAGCAAGUUUGACCCCUCCUUGUCCAAACGACUAAGCCGUUUCGAUCACAAGUAUCACUCUAAACUGCCAAACGAGGACGAGAGAACUGCAUAUUGCCAGUUCUGAGACGCAAGUGGGUCAACGGGUCAAUAAUGAUGCAGUUAAUUUUCACGAGAAUCUUUGUCCCAUUAUUGCGAAGCUCUGUGAAGGAUUCAGCUUUGCGUACUUGGUAAGCGC